Messenger RNA from Brugia malayi, 1869 nucleotides. RefSeq names its product Kelch-like protein X, putative (gene Bma-kel-20). NCBI's taxonomy places the organism in Eukaryota, Metazoa, Nematoda, Chromadorea, Rhabditida, Onchocercidae. The transcript has 10 exons. The record is from RefSeq and is a predicted model, not a curated record. The coding region runs from base 1 to 1869 and encodes 622 amino acids. Gene Ontology annotation, molecular function: protein binding.
AUGGAUGAGAACUUCUUUAUUGGGAAUGUGUCUCCAGAAAGUACCAUAUCUCAGGAUCAUCACCACCGGCAUCACCAGAGAGUAGUACCAUGCUCGAGUUCAACUUUACUGUGUCCUCCAAUGAUGUAUCGAAGUCAGAAACAUUCCCGUUUGGCACUUGAGCAGAUGAAUGAAAUGCGGUCAGAUGGUUCUCUGUGUGACGUGACCCUGAUCGUUGGAACCGUCCGUAUCAAUGCUCAUCGACUACUGCUUGCUUCAUGUUCCAGCUACUUUCGUGCUAUGUUCACCUCAGAAAUGGCUGAAAGUCGGCAACAAGAAAUUCAGAUGGUGGAUAUUGAACCUCGCACAUUGCAAGGGCUAAUUAAUUUUUGUUACACGGGCGAAAUAACGAUUGCUGAUUUCAACGUCCAAUCCAUCCUACCAGCUGCAUGCUUAUUGCAACUCGGCGAAGUGCAGGAAGUUUGUUGUGAAUUUCUGAAAAAGCAGUUGGAUGCAACGAAUUGUUUAGGUAUAAGGGCAUUUGCUGACACUCACGCUUGUCGAGAUUUGAUGAGGAUUGCCGAUAAAUUUACUCAUCACAAUUUUCAGGAUGUUGCGAAAAGUGAAGAAUUCAUAUCACUGCCUGCAGAUCAGUUAAUCAACAUUAUAUCAAGUGAAGAACUAAACGUUCGGUCAGAAGAAGUUGUUUUCCGAGCUGCAAUGGCGUGGAUCCGUCAUGAUCUUUCCAAUCGACGUCAGUUUUUGCCGAAGGUUUUGGAGCAUAUUCGAUUACCUCUUUGUCCUGCGAAAUUCCUGGUUAGUGUAGUAAGUGAGGAUCCAUUAAUUAAAAUUGAUGCACAGUGUCGAGAUUUGGUUGACGAAGCUAAGAAUUAUCUUCUCUUGCCUCUGGAAAGACCGAACAUGCAAGGACCGAGAACAAGGAGUAGGAAACCACUACGUUAUGGUGAAGUUCUAUACGCUGUAGGCGGUUGGUGUAGCGGUGAUGCUAUUGCUUCGGUGGAACGCAUGGAUGGUCGGACUGGCGAAUGGCGUUGUGUUGCUCCUAUGAGCAAACGACGAUGUGGUGUUGGUGUAGCCGUGCUUGAUAAUUUAUUAUAUGCUGUGGGAGGGCAUGACGGACAAAGUUAUCUCAAUUCUGUUGAAAGAUAUGACCCAGCAACAAAUCAAUGGAGUAGUGAUAUUGCACCGACAUCCACUUGCAGGACAUCAGUUGGCGUAGCUGUUCUUGGUGGUUUGCUUUAUGCAAUUGGUGGUCAGGAUGGAGUUUGUUGCUUGAAUGUCGUGGAAAGAUAUGAUGCGCACCGAAAUGAAUGGGCUGAAGUAGCUCCAAUGAGUACACGCAGAUUAGGCGUAUCGGUGUCGGUUUUAAAUGGUUGUUUGUAUGCUGUGGGUGGUUCUGAUGGACAGAAUCCACUGAAUACUGUUGAACGUUAUGAUUCGAGAAUUAACAAAUGGAUGACAGUAAAACCAAUGAAUACGAGACGAAAGCAUUUGGGAACUGCUGUGCAUGAUGGAUGUUUAUAUGCCGUAGGUGGUCGAGAUAAUGCUUGUGAACUAUCAUCGGCAGAGAAAUAUGAUCCGAACACGAAUGAAUGGGUCAAUGUUGUUGCAAUGAACAAUCGCAGAUCUGGGGUGGGUUUGGCUGUAGUUAAUGAUCAGUUGUAUGCAGUCGGCGGUUUUGAUGGUACCACAUACCUAAAGACCGUAGAAGUUUAUGAUCGAGAAACAAAUCAAUGGCGUCAGUCGGGAUGUAUGACAUACCGACGGCUUGGUGGCGGUGUUGGAGUGGUCCGACUAGACCACGACCAAUAUGUGCCAUUCAGUCUGGAUCCUGAUUUGACACCUUUCGAUGAUCCUCCUUUGAUGUGA